This is a messenger RNA of Symbiodinium sp. CCMP2592, 825 nucleotides long. The record is from the annotation of a GenBank genome assembly. Lineage: Eukaryota; Dinophyceae; Suessiales; Symbiodiniaceae.
AUGGCCAUGGCCGCGGUGCCCGGGAGUUCUGCGAGCGGCGCGGCUUUGUCUGGCCAGUUUGGCCACGGCGGCCACGCAGCCACGGCCAUGCCGCGGGUACUUUCGCGCAAACUGCAGCAGCGCUUCCCAGGCUUCCCAUUGGUGCUGGCUUCGGUGCCCUUGAGAUCCAGGUGUAGGCCGCAAGGGCUCUUCGUGUCACGUGAGCAGAGACAUGUGCGGGCUUGGCAGCGGCGGCUGCCAAAUGCGUUGACAAUCCUCCGGAUCUUUGCUGUUGUGCCCGUGGUUGCUUUGUUCUAUGUUCCCUGGAAGCAUGGUCCUGUGGCAUGUUCCUGCAUCUUUGCUGCAGCCUCUGCAACCGAUUGGGUCGAUGGCUACCUCGCGCGCCGCUGGCAGGUCGUCUCGCCCUUUGGCCAAUUCCUCGAUCCUGUGGCAGACAAGCUGCUCGCGUGCGCCGUCCUGGUGUUGCUGCCAACCGCAGCCGCGCAGACGGGAUCUCGGACGGCUGCAUUGCUUGCCAUACCUGCAGUCCUGAUCAUUUUGCGCGAGAUUUUUGCGAGUGCUCUGCGCGAGUGGACUGCAUCCGUUGGUGAGAGCUCUUUGACGAAAGUGGGUAUCUGGGGAAAGCUAAAGACCGCUUUUACUCUCUUUAGCCUGACUGGCCUCCUUGCCACCUGCCGCACUCACUCUAGCGGAGUGUUCAGGGUCAGUCUGUACCUUCUCUACUUCGCCACGGCGCUCGCUUAUGUGUCCGUAGGCAGCUACGUCAAGGCCGCCCUGCCGGCCUUCGUUGCUCGAAGCCAGCACCCGAAAGGAGAACAGCAUUGA